Messenger RNA from Blastomyces gilchristii SLH14081, 2561 nucleotides. RefSeq lists its product as uncharacterized. Lineage: Eukaryota; Fungi; Ascomycota; Eurotiomycetes; Onygenales; Ajellomycetaceae. The record is from RefSeq and is a predicted model, not a curated record. Bases 1 to 2307 code for a protein of 768 amino acids. The transcript has 2 exons.
AUGCUGAGUGAGGCACGGCACAGCUUUCCUAUUGGCCAUAUCAAGGCGGUAAGGCACCACGCUAACUUGAUAGCAUGUUAUGUUGACACAACCCUUGUACAUGUGGAGCAGGCUCUAGAGGACGAGAAAAGACGUCGACAGGUGUUAGCAGAACAGAUACGGCCCUUAACACUUUUUGAAUAUCUUGAUGCCUGCCACACUUAUCUUUUCCGGGGUCUUGUCCCUGGGAACACUAAGCAUUCAACCAAAGGAAGUGCCGACAAUGCUGAUGGCAAACUCCGUCCUCAUCGCCUCCGGGAAUGGCUUCUGUUCGCCAAUGCACAGACGGAAAUAUGGGAUCAAUUACUGAAUCAAGAGAAUGAAGAGUUUAUCAUGCAGCCCAAAUUUGACUCCUUGAAUGUGAUAAUGGCUCAGGGAAAGAAGACAUGGAAAAUCAUUCACUCAGAACUCGACCUUCACUAUUUCCAACAGGAUGUCAUCACAGAGCCUGUAGAGGCAAUUAUAGCGGCUUUUUUUGAGAAUGAGGGACUCCGACAUGUAUUUGGACUUCAGGGGCAGAUUGCCUUUGAAAACCACACAAAUACACUUAGUGACAGUGAGGAGGAUAAGAGAGUUGUGGCACGUCCAUCAAAGCUUCAGGAAGGAACUGAAGGGGCUGCAACACCUAUCACCUCUCCAGCUUCUGCCCGACCUCUGGCAGAUGAGUUUUGCAUUUACAAUAAAGGGGAAAAGGUCGAAAUCCCUGCCUUGAUUGGUGAACUAAAGCCACCACACAAGCUUCCACUGACGGUUAUUCAAAACGGGCUUCAAGACAUGGAGCUUGAUGAGGUAGUUGAGCUUCAUCGUGACGACACAGAAAAAAUAAAGGAUCAGUGUUCGGUGGCUGCAGUUAUCACACAGGCCUUUUCUUACAUGGUUAAGGCUGGUGUUGAAUACGGGUAUGUGAGCACUGGUGAAGCAUUUAUUUUCCUUCACUUCAAAGCCGAUGAACCAGGGACUGUUUAUUACUAUCUUUCAGUUCCUGAGACGGAUGUGGGCAAGGAAACUGGAUUUACAGAGGAGUUUGAAGGUGAUGACAACAAACUACAUAUGACAGCAGUUGGGCAGGUUCUUGCUUUUACACUCCGAGCAAUACAGACUACCCCACAUGACCAAAAAUGGAAAGAAUGGGCCUCAAACCAGUUGAAUGUGUGGGUGGUUACGGAAGAAGAUUUAUAUCCGUCAACCCAGGAGGAAGAUGAGAGGUCACUCACACCUUACACGCUACGGAAAAGUGCCCAGAUCUUUGUCAGGAAUAGCCCUGUCCGCACCCGAUCACUGGCCGCACGGUCGACCUGCAGACCACCAUCUUCAUUGCAGAACAGUAGUGGGGAUGAUGACAACGAUCAUGAAUCUGACCCUGAUUCGCUUAGUCAAAGACCUCACCAGCCUGCCGAUUUCAUGGUUGUUGUACCUCCCCCACCUACCUGGGCAUCAUCCCACAAGGGCCCCGUCUGUAAGGAUGGAACUCGGCAAUAUUGCACACAGAAGUGCCUGCUUGGUCUCUUGAAUGGUGGGCCGCUGGAUAGAGCCUGUCCAAAUGUCAAAGAACAUGGGGCAAAUGUUCAUAAGAUUGACCACCCCACUUUCCUCUCUCUCCUCAGGGCACAGAUACUACAAGAAAUAGUAGAUCCGUGGACCGAUCCUCUAGGUUGUGAAUCACUGCAUAGACAUGGUUCUCGCGGUGCACUGUUUGAAGUUAUCCUUUUUCAAUAUGGCUACACCCUUGUAGGAAAAGGCUUCCCACCGGAGUUUGGCCACUACCUCAGGCAUGAAAAAGCACUCUACGACCAGUUGAAGCCAAUACAGGGCUUGCAUGUCCCUGUAUGUCUUGGCACGAUUGAUGUGUCUAAGCGGCCCAUGUUCUACGACGGAAUCGCAGACAUUCCACACUUCUUACUUCUCGCCCACGCAGGCACUAAUGUCUCAGAAUGUGAUGUUUCAGAAGAUCAAAUUGUGUCUGCAGCAUCAAAGUCGCUGCAGGCCAUUCAUGCGCUGGGUGUACUCCACCAUGAUGCAGAGACCCGAAAUUUGUUCUGGAGUGAGGAAGGUGAGAAUGUGCUAGUUAUUGAUUUUGAAAGAGCAGAGAUUCUUCGUCCUAAACGAGCGCUGCUAGGAAACACGCCACCAAAUCGGAAGAGAAAGAGGGGAGGUGAAAGUAUGGUCAAAGAAACAAAGGUAGAUGUGAGACGGAAGUGGAUUGACACCAAGUUUGAGAGAGAGCUGAAGGGGAUGGUUGAGUACUUGAAUACAUAUCUCAAGUCUUGAUAUUAUAGGCGUAGACCAAGAGGUCACAGACUUACAUGUAUGUAAGCUGCUGUCAGAGCAACCUUUUGUCGUCUAACAGAUAAAGUGUAGCUGGUGUGGAAGAGGUUCAUGUUGUCUGUCUCUUAUACCUACUGUUUUAUAGCUUGUUUACAGAUUGAUACUCUUUGCGUUGAUGUAUUUUCAAUUCUAUUGUUUUGCCUUCCCUUAACUAGCCUCUACAUAUAUAUAAUGGCUAAGCGGAUCGAAACUUUUUC